CUAUAUUCUACUCAAUUGAGCAUUCUCUUCUUCUCUAUCUUCUUAUAAACACUCAAUCUGCGCAGAAGAAGAACAGCCCUUCUGUCACUGUUCUACGCGCAAGAGAAGAUAAAGUUCGUGCUACUGCCGAUAAUGAAACUCAGCUGCUCCCAACUUAUAAAACCAACCACCGGCCUCCCCCUCGUAUCCUGCCUUUCCUUCUUCUUCUCUCCACCCUCCGCUCUGCUCCUCUUCAAGUCCUAGCAAUGCCUUCCACCGAUACCUUCACCGGCUACCUCGGCCUCGACGCCAACUCCGUCAACGGAAACCUUGUCAAGGGUACCUUCAACCCCAAGGUCUUCUCUGACGACGAUGUCGACCUCAAGAUUUCGCACUGCGGCAUGUGCGCCUCUGACCUCCAUACUCUCCGCUCCGGAUGGGGUGCUACUCCCUACCCCGUUAUCGUCGGACACGAGAUUGUCGGAACCAUCACCAAGAAGGGCAAGAACGUCACCCAGUUCGAGAUCGGCGACCGUGUCGGUGUCGGUGCCCAGGUCCUCUCCUGCCUCAAGGAUGACUGCUACGAGUGCACCCACGACAACGAGCCCUACUGCGCAAACAAGGUCUACACCUACAACUCCAAGUUCGAGAACGGCGACUCCUCCUGGGGCGGCUACGCUCUCGAGGGCCGCUACCCCGCCUCGUUCUGCUUCAAGAUCCCCGACGAGCUCCCGUCCGAGAUCGCGGCGCCCAUGAUGUGCGGUGGUAUCACCGUCUUCUCGCCCUUGAAGCGCAACGGCUGCGGCCCCGGCAAGACCGUCGGUGUCGUCGGUAUCGGUGGUCUCGGCCACUUUGCCCUUCUCUUCGCGAAGGCGCUCGGUGCCGACAAGGUCUACGCCAUCUCGCGCUCCGACGCCAAGGGCGCCGACGCCAUCGCCAUGGGCGCCGAGGGCAUCAUCGCCACUCAGACCCCCGGCUGGAACACCAAGUACGCGCGCAAGUUCGACCUCAUCGUCUCGACCGCCAACAACUCCGACAUGCCGCUCGGUGAGUACCUCACCAUCCUCAAGCCCGGCGGACGCUUCGUCCAGGUCGGUCUGCCCGAGUCGCCCAUCCCGCAGUUUGGAUUCGGCCCGCUCAUCAACAUGAACGUGCACCUCAUGGGCUCGCUCCUCGGAUCCCGCAAGGAGAUCAAGGAGAUGCUCGAGAUCGCUGCCACCAAGGGCGUCAAGUCCUGGGUUACUUGCUACCCCAUGGAGGAGGUCAACGAGGUCCUCAAGCUUAUGGACGCCAACAAGGCUAGAUACCGCUUCGUUCUCACCAAUUAAGUCUUGUCUCUGGUAGCUAGAUUUAGAGUUUACGAGUGUUGCAUGUUUUUGUAUUAGAAUAAUAUAGAAAAUAAUAUUG
Messenger RNA from Myxozyma melibiosi, 1386 nucleotides. RefSeq names its product chaperonin 10-like protein. The record is from RefSeq and is a predicted model, not a curated record. The transcript has 3 exons. The coding region runs from base 246 to 1307 and encodes 353 amino acids. Gene Ontology annotation, biological process: alcohol metabolic process. Gene Ontology annotation, molecular function: zinc ion binding; alcohol dehydrogenase (NADP+) activity. NCBI's taxonomy places the organism in Eukaryota, Fungi, Ascomycota, Lipomycetes, Lipomycetales, Lipomycetaceae.